Molecule: messenger RNA, 675 nt
Organism: Guillardia theta CCMP2712
Lineage: Eukaryota; Cryptophyceae; Pyrenomonadales; Geminigeraceae
Exons: 8
Coding region: 1-675 (224 amino acids)
Source: RefSeq, a predicted model, not a curated record
AUGAUGGGAAACCUGACUCAUACUAGCAGACUAGAAGAAAUCUCGUCGACAUUUGUCUUGAACUCGUCCAGCGGCGGGAUGUCAAGGAAUACAAACACGAACUGCUGUAUCACUGAAUGCGGGAAAAAAUUCACCACUGCAAACACUUGCAGCCAUGCAUCCAUCGAUGUUUGCUCGCAGGCCAACCAAAUGUUUGUUUGUCGACCAUGCCUGAUGUGUUCCCUCACUCUGUUCUACCAGGGGAUAACACUGGAUUAUGCGGUCAUGUACAUAUUUGUUAUUCUCCUCAGCUCCGCCUUCGCCCUGGGAAUGAUAUACAUAUUCUGGAGGUACCUGAGAAUCUCAAAGGCCAAGAAGGCAAGCAUGCGCUACUCAGUGCUAGCGGAGUGGCAGUCAGGUGACGCUGCCCCUAAUGCCCCAGCGCUGCCGGCGGGAGAGGCAUCCUUCUCAAACCUACAAGCGGUUGUCUGCCAUGUGCAGGACAGCACAGAGCCGCUUCCAAACGAGUGCCGGUUCUGUGAAGUCCAGAAGCUGGCGGGAGCUCCCAUCUGCAGCCGAUGCGGCAACAGCCUCUUCCUCGUGGCUAAGGAGAUCGUUGUGUUUCAGGAGAGGCCCGCUGGGCGGCAAGAGAGCAACGUGGACGUGUCGACUAGUCACAGAUUCUUCCCUCCCUAG